Messenger RNA from Lolium rigidum, 2795 nucleotides. Its product is annotated as cadmium/zinc-transporting ATPase HMA3-like. The record is from RefSeq and is a predicted model, not a curated record. The transcript has 6 exons. Gene Ontology annotation, molecular function: zinc ion transmembrane transporter activity; metal ion binding; ATP hydrolysis activity. Gene Ontology annotation, biological process: monoatomic cation transport. NCBI's taxonomy places the organism in Eukaryota, Viridiplantae, Streptophyta, Magnoliopsida, Poales, Poaceae. Gene Ontology annotation, cellular component: membrane. Bases 92 to 2467 code for a protein of 791 amino acids.
GUUGUUUCUUGCUGUUCCUCUGCUUGCGAUUCUUGGACAGCUCCAUCGGCCUGGUAGGCUCGCGGGUAGGCGGCGAUCCGCGAUCGGACCGAUGACGGACGGUGGCGAGAACUGUCGGGGAGCGGCGCUGGAGGAGAGCCUUCUGCCCGAGGAAGCCGCGGCGAGGACGGGGAAGAAGUAUGAAAAGACAUACCUGGACGUGCUGGGCGUGUGCUGCUCGGCGGAGGUCGCGCUGGUGGAGAGGCUGCUGGCGCCGCUCGACGGCGUGAGGGCGGUGUCGGUCGUCGUCCCCUCCCGGACCGUCAUCGUCGAGCAUGACCCCGAAGCCACCUCGCAGUCCCGCAUCGUGAAGGUUCUGAACGGGGCAGGCCUGGAGGCGUCGGUGCGCGCCUACGGCAGCAGCGGGGUCAUCAGCCGGUGGCCCAGCCCGUACAUCGUCGCCUGCGGCGUCCUCCUCCUCGCGUCCUCCUUCAGCUGGCUCCUGCCUGCCCUGCGGUGGCUGGCCCUCGGGGCGGCCUGCGCCGGCGCUCCCCCGAUGAUCCUCCGGGGCUUCGCCGCCGCCAGCAGGCUCGCGCUGGACAUCAACCUCCUCAUGCUCAUCGCCGUCGCCGGAGCCGUGGCGCUCAAGGACUACACGGAGGCAGGCGCAAUCGUCUUCCUCUUCACAACCGCAGAAUGGCUCGAGACCCUGGCUUGCACCAAGGCCAGCGCCGGGAUGUCGUCGCUGAUGAGCAUGAUCCCGCCCAAGGCGGUGCUCGCCGAGACGGGCGAGGUAGUCAACGUGCGCGACAUCGGCGUAGGCGCUGUCAUCGCGGUGAGGGCCGGGGAGGUGGUGCCGGUGGACGGCGUGGUGGUCGACGGGCAGAGCGAGGUCGACGAGAGGAGCCUCACCGGGGAGUCUUACCCGGUGCCCAAGCAACCGCAGUCGGAGGUCUGGGCAGGCACGCUCAACUUGGACGGUUACAUUGCCGUGAGGACGACCGCUCUCGCCGAGAACUCCACGGUGGCUAAGAUGGAGAAGCUGGUGGAAGAGGCCCAGAACAGCAGGUCCAAGACGCAGCGGCUCAUCGACUCCUGCGCCAAGUACUACACGCCGGCGGUGGUUGUUGCCGGAGCAGGGGUGGCCCUGCUGCCGCCGCUGCUGGGAGCGGGUGAUCCGGAGCGAUGGUUCAGGCUGUCGCUGGUGCUGCUGGUGAGCGCGUGCCCGUGCGCGCUGGUGCUGUCGACGCCCGUGGCCACCUUCUGCGCUCUCCUGACGGCGGCGAGGAUGGGGAUCCUCGUCAAGGGAGGGGACAUCCUUGAGUCGCUGGGCGAGAUCACCGCCGUCGCCUUCGACAAGACCGGCACCAUCACCAGAGGGGAGUUCACCAUCGACGCCUUCCGUGUGGUUGGGGACAAGGUUCACAUAACCCAUCUUCUCUACUGGAUUUCAAGCAUUGAGAGCAAGUCGAGCCACCCAAUGGCAGCUGCACUUGUGGAGUACGCCCAGUCCAAAUCUAUCCAGCCCAAGCCGGAAAACGUCGCCGAGUUUCGCAUCCUUCCCGGGGAGGGAAUCUACGGAGAGAUGGACGGGAAACACAUCUACAUUGGGAACAACAGGGCAUUGGCAAGGAGAUCAUGCCACACAGACACAGAGAAAAUUGACGAUCUGAAAGGCGUGUCCAUCGGCCACGUGAUCUGCGACGGGGACCUCGUCGGGGUGUUCUCUCUUUCAGACGACUGCCGGACAGGCGCGUCCGAAGCUAUCCAGGAGCUGAGAUCCAUGGGCAUCACUUCGGUGAUGCUCACGGGGGACAGUGCGGAGGCGGCCAGGCACGCGCAGCAGCAGCUCGGCGGCAUCCUGGAGGAGCUCCACUCCGCGCUCUUCCCGGAGGACAAGGUCCGGCUCGUGGCCGCCCUGAAGGCUAGGGCCGGCCCGACGAUGAUGGUCGGCGACGGCAUCAACGACGCGCCGGCGCUGGCGAUGGCGGACGUGGGCGUGUCCAUGGGCAUCUCCGGCUCCGCGGCCGCGAUGGAGACCAGCCACGCCACGCUCAUGUCCAGCGACAUCCUCAGGGUCCCCGAGGCCGUCAGGCUCGGCAGGCGCGCGCGCCGGACCAUCCUCGUCAACGUGGUGGCGUCGGUGGCCGCCAAGGCCGCCGUCCUCGUGCUCGCCCUGGCCUGGCGCCCGCUGCUGUGGGCGGCGGUGCUCGCCGACGUCGGCACGUGCCUGCUCGUGGUGCUCAACAGCAUGCUGCUGCUCGGAGAGGGGCGCACCACGGGCCGCGGGAAGGAGGAGGCGUGCCGCGCUACGGCGAGGUCGCUGGACAUGAGAAGGUCUCAGCUCGCCGCCCUUGCAUCAUCCAACACUGCUGCCCCUGCCACCGCAAGCGGCGAGAAAGACUGCCACUGCUGUCAGAAGCAAAGCGAGUCUCAUGAGGACUCGGUUGCCAUCGACAUACCAGCCGAUGAGAACCGCCAAGAAUAGCUGACAUGUGCGCCGACGAAUGGACAAGUCACCGGAUCUAACCCUUCCGUGAUGCCUACUUCUUCGAGCUGCGCGUCCCAAGGAUGCUGCUCUGGUGAAUGAAUCAGGUAGCAUGGGAAAAGUGCAAGAAAAUGGCGAUCGCUGAUCAGAUAGCAUGAGUGUCGCAAAGAGCUCCGGAAAUUCAACUGAUGCAUUGUGUAAAGUUCUAGGGUGGUGUUACAAGAACUCUCAAAAUCCAACUGACGAAUCGUGUAUGCUUCCGUACGUGUGCUAAAAUCAGUCUAAGUAUGGCUCGAGUCGAUUUUGAUCGCCUUCACAAUUCAUAUGU